GCCAAAAAUUCGGACAUGUAUCCGCGCAUGAUCAGUGACCGUUAAUCAGAAUGUUUUGUACAGAAAUUUCUGACAUCCAGUUGACAAGUGUGAAUCGCGAAGUUGUUAGCAGAAUUGUAAUUUGUUCGUUCUAAGCAGUCAAAUAUUUACCGAUGUCCGAGAACAGAGAGGAGAUCUUGGCUGACUUUCAGGCCUGCACUGGUAUUGAAGAUGUUGGUGAAGCAAUCUAUCACUUAGAGGAAACUAACUGGGAUCUACUUCGGGCAGUGAGUAGAGUGAUGCCUCCCGACAGCCAGUCGUUCCAGCCGCAGCGCACCGAUCCAGAUGUGAUGGUGAUCGAGGACGAUGGCAGUGACGCCGAGCCUCCAACCGAAACUGGUACCGACAUGAUGGAGGUGGGGAACAAUGUGGGCCCGUCCAAGAAGGCGAAGCCCCUCGUCUCAUUGCCCGCAGAGAACAACAUGCCAUCCACAUCGAGUGCCAAGAUGAUCAAGUUCAUCGUUCAGUACUGCGACAGAACCAUCACCGUCGAACUGCCGGACAGUGCGACAGUCAGUGACUUAAAACUAAAUUUACAACAGAAACUCAAGAUUCCACCGUGUCGCCAAUUACUUUCGUUAUGGGCCAGAAUGUCGGAGUACGAACACACAAGUUUCUCAAAACUGAUGGUCCCCGACGAGAACAAACUCACACUUACCCUGAAAGCCGGCGAUGGGGGCUUCUCCGCCGAAGAAGAUAAUGAAGUGAUGAAAAAGCUGAACGGCACGUACACCCUGACCAUUAAGUACGAGAGCAAGACUUACAACCUAAAAUAUGCAGGGACAAAGACUAUACUCGAUGUGAAGACCGACUUCUAUUCGGUCUCGAGUCUGCCUUGCCGCAACCAGGCCUGGACCGGUUGGCCACCGAAUAUAGACGAUCAAACGAUGCUCGCACUGUCAGGCAUAGACUAUCCAACACACCACUUAACAGUUGCGAGGAGUGCCCAGUCAAAUCAUGCAACUACUAAAAAAUCCAUGCCCUGCAUUCAUAUCGACAGCGACGAAGACGAAUUUGAAGACGCCUCGGAAAGUUUCAACGUCGACGAUGACUAUUUCGUGGAUAACGUCACAACUAAAAGACCAGAGCCGUUGAUUCCGGAGGACGUCGAGGACGAAAUAGUGGGUAGCAUCACGUUUUCGGAACAGUUCACCCAGAGGUACGGUCCGAUCCAUCCGGCAUUUUAUCAGGGAACUUUGGAGGAUGCGCAGAAGGAGGCGUGCAACAAACCGGCUAAAGAUAGGAAAAUCUUGGCAAUGUACCUGCAUCACGACGCCAGCGUUCUCACCAACGUGUUUUGCACGCAGCUGCUCGGAUUCGAGAGCGUGAUGCAGAUCAUUGAGAAAAAUAUUGUGCUGUGGGGCUGGGAUAUUACAUUCGAGAGUAACCGUGCGAAAUUGCAAACGGCGGUGACAAACGCCUUGGGCACGACUGCGGCUAUGAGUCUGAGAAAUAUUGCGAUAGAUAAAUUGCCCGCCAUCGUUUUAAUCAUGAAAAUCAGAUCGACAACAGAGAUUUAUAAUGUGGUUUACGGAAAUGUGGGUGUGAAUGAAUUACUUUCUAGCCUGAUAGAAUGUGUGGAAGUUUUUAGCGAACAUCAAAGAGUUGAAGCUAGGGAGGAGCAAGAAAGGGCAGAGAGGGAACUGGUGAAGUGGGAACAGGACAUGGCUUACAAGGAAAGUUUGGAGGCAGACAGGGCAAAGGAAGAAGCCAGGAGGAAGCAGGAACAGGCGGAAACUGAACGGAAACAAAUGGUGGAAAUGGAGAAGGCUGCAGAGGAACUAAAAAAGGAGGAGUUGAGGAAAUUGGUGGAGGCCAGUUUACCACCAGAGCCUCCCGCAAGUGAAGACAAGGACAUAACUAAGAUUAGAUUCAGAUUUCCUAAUGGGGAUAACGUCGAGCGUAGGUUUCAAGCUACUACGCCUCUUAAGGUACUUUUGGACUUCUUAAUUGUUAAGGGAUACCCCAGCCAAGAGUACAAAGUGAUAUCUAGCUGGCCUAGGAGGGAUCUGACAUCAUUAGACUUGAAUCAGUCACUUAAGCAGUUAAAACUGUAUCCUCAAGAAACUGUGAUAUUAGAAGAACGAUAAUUCAAUUUUCGUUUGCAUUCCCUAAACAAAGAAGGGUAAAUUUUUAUAACAGCAUUUAAACAAUAUUUUUUGUCUUGUAGAAAGAUAUAUAUGAAUUAUAUCUGAAAAUAUAUUCUUUAUUGAAUUCUUUUUUUAUCGACGUGGCCCUUGAUUAAAAAUUGUGAGUAAAAACAAGCUCUCCUUUUAUUAAGCUAUAUUAAUCGAUUUUUUGGAACAUUAUUAAUUGUAUACAUUGUCCAAAUGUGAAUUUGUGAGCUUGUUUAUAUGCUGUUAUGUUUUGUCAGUUCAAUAUUAAUUAGUAUUAGCUUAAUUUAUAAUAAAAUUUCAUAAAAUUUAAA
Aethina tumida (small hive beetle) is the source of this 2467-nucleotide messenger RNA. It is a transcript of the gene casp, whose product is annotated as FAS-associated factor 1. The record is from RefSeq and is a predicted model, not a curated record. The transcript has 12 exons. NCBI's taxonomy places the organism in Eukaryota, Metazoa, Arthropoda, Insecta, Coleoptera, Nitidulidae. The coding region runs from base 153 to 2129 and encodes 658 amino acids. Gene Ontology annotation, cellular component: nucleus; endoplasmic reticulum. Gene Ontology annotation, molecular function: ubiquitin binding.